Molecule: messenger RNA, 1704 nt
Organism: Pipistrellus nathusii (Nathusius's pipistrelle)
Lineage: Eukaryota; Metazoa; Chordata; Mammalia; Chiroptera; Vespertilionidae
Source: the annotation of a GenBank genome assembly
AUGAAGGUCAUCACGUGUGAGAUCGCCUGGCACAACAAGGAGCCGGUGUACAGCCUGGACUUCCAGCACGGCGCGGCCGGGAGGGUCCACAGGCUGGCGUCCGCGGGCGUGGACACCGCCGUGAGGGUCUGGAAGGUGGAGAAAGGCCCGGACGGGAAGGCCAUCGUUGAGUUCCUGUCCAAUCUGGCCCGCCACACCAAGGCCGUCAACGUCGUGCGCUUCUCUCCCACGGGGGAGAUCCUGGCCUCCGGAGGAGACGAUGCGGUCAUUCUGCUGUGGAAGGUGAACGACAGCAAGGAGCCCGAGCAGCUGGCCUUCCCGGACGAGGACGAGGCGGAGCUGAACAAGGAGAACUGGACGGUGGUGAAGACGCUGAGGGGCCACCUGGAGGACGUGUACGACAUCUGCUGGGCCACCGAUGGCAACCUGAUGGCUUCCGCCUCCGUGGACAACACGGCCAUCAUCUGGGACGUCAGUAAAGGACAGAAGAUCUCGAUUUUUAAUGAACAUAAAAGUUACGUACAGGGAAUUACCUGGGAUCCUUUGGGCCAGUACAUCGCGACCCUGAGCUGUGAUCGGACCCUGCGGGUGUACAGCACCCAGAAGAAGCGCGUGGCCUUCAAUGUGUCCAAGAUGCUGGCAGGCGCGGGCGCCGAGGGAGAGGCCAGGAGCUACCGCAUGUUCCAUGACGACAGCAUGAAGUCCUUCUUCCGGAGACUGAGCUUCACCCCCGACGGCUCCCUGCUGCUCACCCCAGCCGGAUGCGUGGAGUCGGGCGAAAACGUGACCAACACCACGUACCUCUUCUCCAGGAAGAACCUGAAACGGCCUGUGGCGCAUCUCCCAUGCCCCGGAAAAGCCACGCUUGCUGUCCGCUGCUGCCCCGUCUACUUUGAGUUGAGGCCGGAGGCGGAAACAGAUGGCCCGGCCCCGGGGCCGCUGGUGCGCCUGCCCUACCGUGUGGUGUUCGCCGUGGCUUCCGAGGACUCGGUGCUCUUCUACGACACGCAGCAGCUCUUCCCCUUCGGCUACGUGUCCAACAUCCACUACCACACGCUGAGCGACAUCUCCUGGUCCAGCGACGGGGCCUUCCUGGCCAUCUCCUCCACCGACGGCUACUGCUCCUUCGUGACCUUUGAGAAGGGCGAGCUGGGAACGCCUUUCACAGAGAAGCCGGACCUGAGCACGCGGACUCCCGAUACGGCGACGAAGGCCAAGUGUCAGACCCCACAGGGGUCCUCACCGGGGCCCCGGCUGGGGGAGGGCACCCCGGCCAGCAGAACCACGGACCCCGGCAGUCCCUGCCCAGCACCCGCUCCGGGGAGGCCGUCCGCAACCCCAGCGCCCAAAGACCCGCCCGCCACGGCUGCCCCCACCGGGCCCUCGGAGGAGAAGAGCCCGCCCAGCAGUCAGGCCGGGAAGGCGCCCCCGCCCCGGAGGGUCACCCUGCACACCCUGCAGGCUUGGAGCAAGACGCCCCGGAGAGUGAACCUGAUGCCCGUAAAGACGGACGGCCCGGAUGCUGGGCCAGGCGCUGUGGCUCGCACCCCUCCCGCGGAGGCCCCGCCAGCCUCGUCGGUCAGCGUUCCCAAGCCGCCUGGGGACACGCAGGCCAGCCCCCCGCAGCGGAAGCGGCCCCGGCCCGCGGAGGACGGAGAUGGCGCCCAGGGGCUGGAGCCUGCGGGAGGCCUGGCCUGUGCGUGA